GCAGUUGAAGGCGUUGCAAAUAGGAUUGUGGUGGAUAGUUUGUUGUUCUUCAAUGAGUUCAAUUGCAGCCAUAUAUUGUCCAGCAUCUAUUAAUACGGUAGUAAAUGUAAGAAGAUGUCCGAGAACAAGUUUCGAAUGGAAAAACGCAUCAAUUUAUAAAAACUGUACAAGCGAGAUACGAAGUUGUGUACGACAAACCGACUUUGUGUACCACUGUGUCAUAAAUACGUACCUCAACGCCACAGUCGAGGUUUGUGCAUCCUCUACAAACAUCUUAGGAAAUACUUGUGCUGAGUUCAACAUGGAAGGAGCCAGGAUACAGGGACAUGUUGACACAGUAUGUACGUCCUGUCCUUUCAGAUAUCCAUCAACAGAUGCAUACAAAUUCCAGAGCUGCUACAAUUUAAUCAAGAGAGUCCAACUUCCAACAACUGCGGAGAAAAUACUUUCAACUUUACCAUCCUUACAAAAUACAACAUUACCAUCCUUACAAAAUACAACUUUACCAUCCUUACAAAAUACAACCUUCACAAUGAGUCCUGUGUAA
Saccostrea cuccullata (small rock oyster) is the source of this 547-nucleotide messenger RNA. RefSeq lists its product as uncharacterized. Bases 53 to 547 code for a protein of 164 amino acids. NCBI's taxonomy places the organism in Eukaryota, Metazoa, Mollusca, Bivalvia, Ostreida, Ostreidae. The transcript is spliced from 4 exons. The record is from RefSeq and is a predicted model, not a curated record.